CAGGCCCCAUGCCCUGAGAGGACACUUGGCUGUUGGGAGGCUGAGCAGCUGGCUGCAGGGAAAGCUGAUGGGAUGUUCGGGAACUGCACAAAGAUCGAAAUGCUGCAUUGUGAUUUCCCACCCGUCUUCACAAAAGAAAGUGAAACGGGCUGGAACAGAUAAAUAGGCAGUGGAGAACACAGCAACAGAUCGCAGCAAGCUGUGCAGAGCUCACCUCUGCUGCCCGGAGCACCACCGUCUGCAGCCUCUCCUCUGCCUGACUCAGCGACACAAUGCAGCAGCUGCACCUUCUUUGCCUUUGUCUCCUGGUGCAGAGAUGUAUCCUGAAUGUGUACGCUGGCAACAACGUCCUCGACUGCUGCCUGCGGACCAGCGAGAAGCCCAUCCCCCGGCGGAUAGUGCAGGACUACCGGAUGCAGCUGGUGCAGAAUGGCUGCGACAUCCCUGCCACCGUGUUCAUCACUACGAGGGGCAAGCGGCUCUGUGCCCCACCCCAAGCUCCAUGGGUGCUGCGCCUCCAAGAGAAGCUGGAUGCCAGCUCUGCUGGGAAGGCUCUCUUCUUGCCAGAGAGGCGGUGGCUGCCAGUCUCUGGAGACGGUCAAGCUCAGGCUCUGCCCACAGUCCUGGUCCCAAAUCAAGGCAAUUAAGCUAUGCAGGAACAUGUGCCCAGUCCCAGCACCCAAAGCAGGGCUGACUCCCUGUGAAUCUGAAGCUUGUGAAGCCAUGAAGCCAACCCUGCUUCUAUGCCAUGCUGUGGCGCAUGGGACCAACCCUCCUUGGGACUGGUGUCAGUGCGCAGUGCUGGGCACAGCUCUUCUGUUCUAUCUUCUCCCUUCUGCCACUGUUGUGACCGAGAAACCUGCAUCUGGCCAAGCCAGGGGCUGCUUGACAGGAGUCUUGGCCUCAAGGGUUCUCAGCAUCACCCGUGCCACUAUCGAGGCUGAGGAGUUGAUUUGAUGAACUGAUCUGCAGAUGAGUUUGUUGGGAUCUCAGCCUUUCUGUGGUCUCAUUUCCAUCACUGGUCUGUUCCCUUGGGUUUCCAACAUCAGCCUCGAGCCUGAGCCCUUCUAUAUCCCUGGGAACGGCUGCUCAGUAAAAACUGCACAGGGAUGAAUAGGAGAGAUGGGGAUGUCCAUUUGCCACCAUGCUGAUUCCAUGUUGUUCUCAGGGAACAGGUGGCACAGUUUUCUCUCUUGAGCCUGACUCCCUUGCAGCUUUCUCCCAGUGCACUUUCCUGACAGGUGGAAUGGAGCCAGGGCUGGCAUCUGGGACAGCCAGGCAAAGGUGCACUGGGGGAGAUGUCCCAUCCUGGCACUGCUGGGUGCUGUGGCACAACUGGUGUCCACUUGGCCAUGGCCUGGCCUGCAGGAUGCGAGUGGGUGAUGGGUAUCACUCAGGGAUGUUGCCAUCCUUCUCGGUCCCUGAGCCUGCCACCAUCAUCAAAGAUUGCUCUUGGCAAUGAUGCAGGAGCAGUAUUCACAACGUGCUCAGGUAUUUGCUGCUAGGUCUAUUCAGUGCAAUAAUUACAGGCAUUAGCUGCUUCCUUCUUUCCUUUCUUCUUUUUUAAAAGAAAAAAAAAAA
This is a messenger RNA of Meleagris gallopavo (turkey), 1581 nucleotides long. RefSeq names its product C-C motif chemokine ligand 19 (gene CCL19). The record is from RefSeq and is a predicted model, not a curated record. NCBI's taxonomy places the organism in Eukaryota, Metazoa, Chordata, Aves, Galliformes, Phasianidae. Gene Ontology annotation, cellular component: extracellular region. Gene Ontology annotation, molecular function: chemokine activity. Gene Ontology annotation, biological process: immune response.